CCGUGAAGGCAACGCCGCCGUGGCUCCCAUGCUCAUGCUAUCAACACAUUGCAUGCUUCUGACUGUUAGCGUGUAUAAAACAGGGGGAAGUCAACCCGACAGCAAGUUGUGACAUGGAUAAAAUAAAUGUUUAACUUGUUUUGUUUUGAUGUAGGUUACGUGUAAGGCUCUAAAAUGGUGAAAGAGCAAUUCAGAGAGACAGAUGUGGCCAAAAAAAUAAGCCACAUCUGCUUUGGGAUCAAGUCUGCUGAGCAGAUGCGGCAGCAGGCCCACAUCCAAGUCGUUAGUAAGAAUCUGUACAGCCAAGACACCAAACACACUCCACUGGCCCAUGGAGUGCUGGACCAUCGUAUGGGUACCAGUGAAAAAGACAGGCCAUGUUUGACGUGCGGCAAGAAUUUGGCAGAUUGUUUAGGACAUUAUGGGUACCUGGAUCUGGAGCUGCCAUGUUUUCAUGUCGGCUAUUUCAAAGCCACCAUUGGAAUCUUGCAGGCAAGUCUAUGCUCUCAUAUGAUUUGCAAGACAUGUUCAAGCAUAAUGAUGACCAAAGAGGAGAAACUGCAGUUCUUUGAUGUUUUGAAGCGCCCUAACUUGGCUUAUCUCCAGAAACGAGGCCUAAAGAAGAAGAUCUCUGAUAAAUGCCGCAAAAGGACGAUUUGUUUAAACUGCUCAGCUUUUAAUGGACCUGUGAAAAAAUGUGGCCUACUGAAAAUAAUUCAUGAGAAGUAUAAAACCACCAAGAAAGUGGUGGACCCUUUUGUGUCAGAUUUCCUGCAGUCCUUUGAUAUCGCCAUUGAACACAACAAACUCAUAGAGCCCCUGCUUUCCAGAGCACAGGAAAACUUGAACCCUCUAGUUGUCCUGAACCUGUUUAAAAGGAUUCCUGAGGAAGACAUUCCUUUGCUGCUGAUGAACCCAGAAGCUGGGAAGCCUGCAGACCUCAUCAUCACCCGUCUCCUCGUGCCUCCUCUCUGCAUCCGACCCUCUGUGGUCAGCGAUCUGAAGUCAGGCACCAAUGAGGAUGACCUCACAAUGAAGCUGACAGAGAUAAUCUUCCUUAAUGAUGUCAUUAAAAAGCAUCGCAUGACUGGGGCUAAAACCCAGAUGAUCAUGGAGGACUGGGACUUCCUCCAGCUGCAGUGUGCUCUUUACAUUAAUAGUGAACUUUCUGGCAUUCCCCUGAACAUGGCACCAAAAAAAUGGACCAGAGGCUUUGUCCAAAGACUCAAGGGAAAGCAAGGUCGAUUCAGAGGAAACCUCUCGGGGAAAAGAGUGGAUUUCUCUGGCAGAACUGUUAUUUCCCCUGACCCAAACCUGAGGAUAGAUGAGGUGGCUGUGCCUGUGCAUGUUGCCAAAAUCCUUACGUACCCAGAGAAGGUAAACAAAGCCAAUCUGGAGCUGAUGAGAAAACUGGUUCGCAAUGGCCCUGAUGUUCACCCUGGAGCCAAUUUCAUCCAGAGCCGUCACACUCAGAUGAAAAGAUUCUUGAAAUAUGGGAACCGUGAAAAGAUAGCUCAAGAGCUGAGGGUUGGUGAUAUGGUGGAAAGGCAUCUGAUCGAUGGAGACAUCGUCCUCUUCAAUCGACAGCCUUCUCUGCAUAAACUCAGCAUCAUGGCCCAUAUCGCCAGAGUCAAACCACACAGAACAUUUCGAUUUAAUGAGUGUGUGUGCACCCCGUAUAACGCCGACUUUGACGGUGACGAGAUGAAUCUCCAUCUACCUCAGACUGAAGAAGCAAAGGCUGAGGCCCUUGUCCUGAUGGGGACCAAAGCCAAUCUUGUCACUCCAAGAAAUGGGGAACCUUUGAUUGCUGCGAUUCAGGACUUUCUGACAGGUGCUUACCUGUUGACGCUAAAGGACACCUUCUUCGACAGAUCAAAAGCCUGCCAGAUAGUGGCAUCGAUACUUGUUGGCAAAGAUGAAAAAGUCAAGAUUUCUCUCCCUCGCCCAGCUAUAAUGAAGCCAGUUUCUCUAUGGACGGGCAAGCAGAUUUUCAGCGUCAUUUUGAAGCCAAGUGAUCAAUGUCCUGUCAAGGCAAACCUGCGGACCAAGGGGAAACAAUACUGUGGCAAAGGAGAAGAUCUCUGUCACAACGACUCCUUCGUGGUUAUUCACAACAGCGAGCUGAUGUGCGGCAGCAUGGACAAAGGCACCUUGGGAUCAGGCUCCAAGAACAACAUUUUCUACAUCUUGCUGAGAGACUGGGGACAGCUGGAGGCUGCCAACGCCAUGUCCCGCCUGGCAAGACUAGCGCCAGUGUUUCUUUCCAACAGAGGUUUUUCUAUUGGAAUUGGGGAUGUGACCCCUGGCCAGGGUCUGCUGCAGGCCAAACAGGACCUGCUGGAUGACGGCUACCAGAAAUGUGAUGAGUACAUUGAAGCUUUGCAGACAGGCAAGCUGCAGCAGCAGCCAGGCUGCACAGCGGAGGAGACUCUGGAGGCUCUCAUCUUGAAGGAGCUUUCAGUGAUCAGAGACCGAGCUGGAAGCGCCUGCCUCAGGGAGCUCGACAAGAGCAACAGCCCCCUUAUUAUGGCUCUUUGUGGCUCCAAAGGUUCCUUCAUUAAUAUCUCUCAGAUGAUCGCCUGUGUGGGCCAGCAGGCCAUAAGUGGCUCUCGAGUCCCUGAUGGUUUUGAGAACCGCAGUCUGCCUCACUUUGAAAAACACUCAAAGCUGCCUGCCGCCAAAGGCUUUGUGGCCGACAGCUUCUACUCUGGUCUGACGCCCACAGAGUUCUUCUUCCACACAAUGGCGGGUCGCGAAGGCCUGGUAGACACUGCAGUGAAAACCGCUGAGACCGGAUACAUGCAGAGGCGUCUGGUGAAAUCCCUUGAAGAUUUGUGCUCCCAGUACGAUCUGACAGUGCGCAGCUCCACAGGUGACAUCAUCCAGUUUAUUUAUGGCGGCGAUGGCCUGGACCCAGCUGCUAUGGAAGGAAAGGACGAGCCUCUGGAGUUUAAGAGAGUUCUGGACAACAUUCGGGCUGUCCACACGUGUCCAGAUGAGCCUGCGCUCAGUCAGAACGAGCUGGUCCUCACUGCUGAUGUCAUUAUGAAAAGAGCCGAUUUCUCGUGCUGCAGAGACAGCUUCUUGGAGGAAUUAACUGAAACUGGCUCAGAGAAGUACCUGGAGGAAAUCAAGAAAUUCAUCAAAAGUAUAUCAGACAGGAUUAAGAAGACCAGAGAUAAAUACGGCAUCAAUGACAACGGUACUAGUGAGCCAAAAGUUCUUUAUCAGCUGGACCGUAUUACCCCAACUCAGCUUGAGAAGUUUCUUGAAACCUGCAGGGACAAGUACAUGAGAGCCCAGAUGGAGCCGGGCUCAGCCGUCGGGGCCCUCUGUGCUCAGAGCAUCGGAGAGCCCGGCACUCAGAUGACACUGAAAACCUUUCACUUUGCUGGUGUGGCAUCGAUGAAUAUAACCCUGGGGGUGCCGCGCAUCAAAGAAAUCAUCAAUGCCUCCAAGAAUAUCAGCACUCCUAUAAUCACGGCUCAUUUGGAUGUCGAAGAUGAUGCCGACUUCGCCAGGCUGGUGAAGGGGAGAAUUGAGAAAACCCUUCUGGGAGAGAUUUCAGAGUACAUUGAAGAAGUUUUUCUUCCAGAUGACUGUUUCAUCCUGGUAAAAUUGUCUCUGGAGAGGAUAAGACUGCUGCGAUUGGAGGUGAAUGCUGAAACGGUCCGCUACUCCAUCUGCAUGUCUAAACUACGAGUCAAGCCCAGAGAAAUCGCUGUGCACGGCGAGGCGGUGGUGUGUGUGUCUCCACGGGAGAACAGCAAGAGCUCGAUGUACUACGUGCUCCAGUCCUUAAAGGAGGAACUCCCCAAGGUGGUGGUUCAGGGAAUACCUGAGGUCUCCCGAGCUGUCAUCCACAUAGACGAACAGAGCGGCAAGAACAAGUACAAGCUCCUGGUGGAGGGGGACAACAUGAGAGCUGUCAUGGCCACACACGGAGUGAAUGGAAGUAGGACCACUUCAAACAAUACGUAUGAGGUUGAGAAGACUUUGGGAAUUGAAGCAGCUAGAUCCACCAUCAUCAAUGAGAUUCAGUACACCAUGGUGAACCAUGGAAUGAGCAUUGACCGGCGUCACGUCAUGCUCCUAGCAGAUCUCAUGUCAUAUAAGGGGGAGAUUCUGGGAAUCACCAGGUUCGGUUUAGCCAAAAUGAAGGAGAGUGUCCUCAUGCUGGCUUCUUUUGAGAAAACAGCUGACCACCUCUUCGACGCUGCCUACUUUGGACAGAAAGACUCCGUCUGCGGUGUUUCUGAGUGUAUCAUUAUGGGAAUUCCAAUGAAUAUUGGAACAGGACUGUUUAAACUCCUUCAUAAAGCUGACAAAGAUCCCAAUCCUGUCACAAGGCCGCUUCUCUUUGAUAAUGCAGACUUCCAUAUACCUCUGAUCACGUAGCAUCAAGAAAAGAAACCGCAGGGAUGCAGGAGGAUGUUUGUUUUUCUUAGCUUAGUGUCUGUAAACAAAGAAAAAUGCAAAGUGCCUGUUAUGAGUUUAUUUCCUUUCAUGAUGGUCAAACCAAGCAGGAUCUAUCUUCUCCUGAUUUAUUUUUUGUAGCAUGACCCCACAGACAUUAAACAGACGGUUAUGACAAAAUUCAGUUUGCAGUUUAAAAAAAAAAUCUUUUACUGCUCUUCUGGCUUUAGAAAUAUUUCUUUAACAAUUUUUCUUGUCAUGUUAGGAUAUAACACAGGCCUAUAUUCCUACAGUUUAAUGGGCCAGAACACUUAAUGAGUAGAAUCACAGCCCAGAUGUAAACUGGGAUGUACAGAGUUCAAAGGGUUUAGCUCAUUCAUAGAGAAGCUACUGGUUGUAGUUUAAACUCCUUGACUAUUUGCAUUACCACUUUCGAUGGAAUAGGUUUGAUGCAGAAAAAGUAUUCGUUUUCAUACAAGAUUUUAUCUCUGUUUAGUCAACUGAAAUCCGGUAAGAAGUCUCUUCAUGGAAUAAUUUAACAGAUUAUGUAAUAAAGUCAAACAAGA
This is a messenger RNA of Menidia menidia (Atlantic silverside), 4985 nucleotides long. Lineage: Eukaryota; Metazoa; Chordata; Actinopteri; Atheriniformes; Atherinopsidae. The record is from the annotation of a GenBank genome assembly.